This is a messenger RNA of Ilex paraguariensis (yerba mate), 2097 nucleotides long. The record is from the annotation of a GenBank genome assembly. Lineage: Eukaryota; Viridiplantae; Streptophyta; Magnoliopsida; Aquifoliales; Aquifoliaceae.
AUGAGUAGUUGGUUGGGGUUCUCUCUGACUCCACAUCUGGGAGCCGAUGAUGAAGGUUUUGGGGGAGAAAACCAAGGAGGCGAGGGCGGUGGAGGAGGUGGAGGAGAAGGAGGUGAUUUUUCUUCACAUAUGUCGGUCAUGCCUCUGCGUUCUAAUGGUUCUCUGUGUGUUAUGGACUCCUUCAGGCAUUCUAAUGGUGAAGAGUGGAGAUAUGAGAACACCAUGGAUGCAGCAUCAAUUCCAAACGGAGAGAGUCCGAAGCUUGAAGAUUUCUUGGGUUGCUACUCGAGUUCUCAUUCCAAAGAGCCCAGUGUUUAUUGCCAAAACCAACAAGUAAGGAUCAAUGUUAACUCACCACCGAACUUCGAGAACUCAAACGGAGACAUUGAAAGAGGAGAAAAUCUUGCAAACCCAUCUCCAUUAAUCCCACGUUAUCAUUACAAUAACAACUCACAUUCUAUCAUCCCUACUACUCAUGAUCAUCUUCAAAGCUGUGAUCCCAGCCUAAACAAUGGCAUGUACGACCAUGUACCAUUUGAUGGUGCAACUUCAGUUUCUGGGUUCAAGUCUUGGUUGCGCCAAACACCAUUUUCAGUAGAGGGAGCUUCCGCUGAAGAAACUGACAGAAAUUACUUUCAGUCUCUCUCACUCACCAUGAGCUCAAGCUCACAGCCUGGCAUGUCCGUGGCUUCACCUUUGCAGAUGGCCGAUAACCGAAAGCGGCCGGUGGCCAAAUCUGUGACCAGAGAACCGGUGCCUCGUAAAUCAAUUGAUACUUUUGGGCAAAGAACUUCUCAAUAUCGUGGCGUUACAAGGCACUUGGAUACUCAUUUUUCUCUAAUCUUUUUUUUUUUCAGAUACUGCAUCGAUGGACUGGGAGGUAUGAAGCCCAUUUAUGGGAUAAUAGCUGCAGAAAAGAAGGACAGACAAGGAAAGGAAGACAAGGUGAGAAUGAUCAUGAAAUUACGUUCUCAUCACAGCAUAUCUUGGCAUUUUGAUUUAUUGUUUGCUUAUUCUGCAUCAGGUGGUUAUGAUAAAGAGGAAAAAGCAGCUAGAGCUUACGAUUUAGCUGCUUUGAAGUAUUGGGGUCCAACUACCCAUAUAAAUUUCCCUCUAAGCACUUAUGAGAAAGAGCUUGAAGAGAUGAAAAACAUGAACAGACAAGAGUUUGUUGCCAAUUUAAGAAGGAACAGCAGUGGUUUUUCGAGAGGAGCCUCUAUGUACAGAGGAGUGACUAGGUUGUGCCAGGAAAAAAAAAACCACCUUUAUGAUAAAGUCUCCAUUAUUUACUGCAUUUUUGCAGCUUUUGCAAUUAUCGUGGACAAUAAUAGGCAUAGCCAAAUAUUAUUGCAUCAUCAGCAUGGAAGGUGGCAAGCUAGAAUAGGAAGGGUUGCAGGCAACAAGGACUUGUACCUUGGUACCUUCAGUAAGGUUUGUUCAACAUUCGGCAAUUUUGGAAAUCCACAAUUACUGUCAUCAAUUGCCUUUACAACUAACCAUUCAAAUGAUCCAGGUACACAAGAGGAAGCUGCAGAAGCCUAUGAUAUCGCGGCAAUCAAGUUUAGGGGAACAAGUGCUGUGACCAAUUUUGAUAUUAGUAGGUAUGAUGUAAAGAGGAUAUGCUCAAGCUCAACCCUGAUUGCUGGAGACCUAGCCAAGCGUUCCCCGAAGGACUCUGCUCUUGCUCCCCUUGAGGACAAUAACUCUUGUGCCUCAUCAACUUCUCCUCAGCAGUCACUUCUGGCAAUAUCAAAUGGUGACCCCUCCGAUGGAUUCACCAACAUGGUGUGGAACACUAGCCCUGAUGAACAUCAGCAUCAGAACACAGAUGGUAACAAUGGACCUAAUGGUGUACCCUUGGUGGGUUCAAACAGCAUGAACUCCUCUUGCCCACAAAGCCCUAAAUGCUCCGGUUCAGGUUCGGUUGAAUUGGUUGGCGAGUCUGCUGUUGGAGGAGAUUAUUCUCAAGCAUAUUUCUCAUUGCAAGGACCAAAGUAUGGAGAUGGUGACAAUGGAAGCGAUCCCACAAGCACUUAUCAGCUAGGAAAUUUGGGUAUGGUUCAUCAAGCACCUAUGUUUGCAUUAUGGAAUGAGUGA